Cyclospora cayetanensis is the source of this 447-nucleotide messenger RNA. Its product is annotated as ecdysone-induced protein 74EF-like. The record is from RefSeq and is a predicted model, not a curated record. The transcript has 4 exons. NCBI's taxonomy places the organism in Eukaryota, Apicomplexa, Conoidasida, Eucoccidiorida, Eimeriidae. The annotation marks the transcript as partial.
CAGCAGCAACAAAAGCAACAACAGCAGCAACAAAAGCAACAGCAAAUACAGCAACAAAAGCAACAACAACUACAGCAACAAGAACAACAAAAGCAACAACAACAACAACAGCAACUACAGCAACAGACGCCAUUUCCGCAAAGACAACAGCAGCCACACCUCCCCAAGAAGGCACCAGUCCCACCGCAGAAAAACGACGGCAGCUACACUUCGACGUGCAAAGGAGUCGCACCGGCAUCAAGGGUAGGGGGGGAAGCCUCUGCUGCUGCUGCUGCUGCUGCUGCUGCUGCUGCUGCUGCUGCUGCUGCUGCCCACGACCGGAGUGCUGCUGCUGCUGCUGCUGCUGCUGCUGCUGCUGCUGCUAACACCACCAUCACUAGGGCUUACACUCCCGCCGCUGCAGAGGCCACCCCCCUUGCUGCCGCUAGAAGGAGGCGUGUAGCGUAA